GCGAGCUGGUCAUACCGAACAAUAGGAUAACCUUUUGGGCUGAAAACGGCAGGGCUGCUUGACUGAAGGAUGUUAUGAACAUGGUUGCCAAAUUCUGGCGCAUUCUAAAAAUUUGGCGACUUCUACUUGCUUUAAUACGAUACAUAGAUGUCGGAUAUGGCUAAAACUAAUUGUAAAAAAAACUAUGAAGACAGUGCUACUUUGAAUUUACCAGAACUACAGAAAACCGUUUCUGAUAGCAAUAAAGAAGAUAACUGUCCAUCUACGUCGGAAGUGAACUCUAAAUUUAUUAAUGACCCAUAUUUCUCCGUGAAUUUUUGCAACAUUUGGAAAGUCCGCAUCUGUAAAUUACUUGUACCAUUGAAACUGGCACUCUUCGUUUGGUUUGGAGCCGGAGCUACUAUAACAACAUUCAUUGCACUUUUUUCCAAGCAACGGGGACUCACUGUUUCGAAUAUCUCAGUAAUAUACGUCAUUAGUCCUUUUGUACAGUUUUUGACUACAUUGAUAUAUGGCAUAAUUUCGGACAAAAUAGGUCGCUCGAAACCACUUCUUCUUAUGUGCCUUGUAGGUUGUAUUGCAGUGACGAUUUUGUUUUUGAUAGCACCACGUAUAAAUACUGAAAAGUGCAGUUUCCUUUCUGCAAACCUGGAAUGCAACAGCAGUGGAUUUAAUAAAUUCAUAGUAACAGCCAACUGCAGUUCAUCAGAAAAUUUCAUUCAACAAUAUUCUUGCAAAUGCCGGUCCGAUACAAACAGUGAAUGUUUGGACAAAGCUGCUUGCGAUAAUUUGAUCAUCGAAGAUUUUAGUAAUUUAUCCAUAUAUCAGAAUUUAGAUGAAUCUAAUGAAAACGCCAAUUUUUGCAACUUCAAUGAAACUAUAAACUUAAUGCAAACUUCAUGUGCUCCAGGAAGUGGCAGAAGCUCUUGCGAAAUAUUGUGCAUCCUAAAAGAUAGUGAAUUUUGCACUUAUCCAAACCAUGAUGAAACUUUAGCUCUUGUAGUACAGUUUAUCUUAUUCUUUUUGUUCUUCGUUUCGCAUUCAAGUAUCUACCGCUUUUUCGAUAUAACUAGCAUGUUUUUAGUUAGUGUUCACGCUGAAAAUUAUGGGCAGCAGAGAUUUUGGGCCAUACUUGGCUCUUUGUUGCUUCCUUCACUUUCCGGUUAUAUUGUAGAUGCGACAUCUGCAGUAGAGGGUGAAAAUAAUUAUACCUCGGCGCUGUACGUUUUCAUUGUCGGAACGCUCUUAACUAUUAUCACUGUCUGGAAACUGGAUGUCCAUAUACAGCCACCGGGUAAACUUAUGUGGAGAAAAACGACCAUCCUUUUAAAAAAUUAUGAUAACUUAGCAUUCGUCUUUGCUGUAUUUAUCUUGGGAACUUCCUGGGGCUUCAAUCAAAUAUUCACUUUCUUGUACAUGGGAGACUUGGGAUCUCCUGGUCUUCUUAUUGGUCUUCUUAAAUCCAUGAACAGUUUAUAUGGAUUACCAUUUCUAAUGACUGCCCAGUGGUGGAUCAAAAAAAUCGGUACAAGAAAUAUUAUUGUGUUGGCAUUCCUAGCUUAUGCAGUGCAAAACAUUGGACUUUCCUUCCUCAUCAAUCCAUGGUUUUCGUUGCUGUUGGAAACUAUGAGCAUAUUAACGUAUCAUUUGUCAUGGGUAGCAGUGAUGCAGCAUUGUUAUGAUAUUUCUCCGGAGGGACUGAGAGUGACAGUUAAUGCUUUUAUUGGUGGACUUCAUUUUAAUUUUGGUCGAAGUUCCGGAAGUUUAAUAGGAGGCACAAUUAUGAGUAACCUUGGUGGUCGUGUUGCCCAUAGAGUAAUGGGUGGUAUUUGCUUGGUUUCUGCUGGAAUGUAUAGUUUAUUUCUCUUCUUUAAUCGUAGAUACAUUAAAUGUGAUAGCUGAAGUGCUGCUUUUAUUUUCAUCUCUGAUGAAUAUCAUGUACAUCAUUGCAAUACAACUAAACUGAAUACCUCUAUGAACUCCAAUUUUACAGACAAAAUGCUGAAAAUAUUGUACAAAUCGACAGCAAAACUAACUCAUCACUUGCGAUUAAAGUGUAUAUAUUUAUAACAUAA
Messenger RNA from Stegodyphus dumicola, 2075 nucleotides. RefSeq lists its product as uncharacterized. Gene Ontology annotation, cellular component: membrane. Lineage: Eukaryota; Metazoa; Arthropoda; Arachnida; Araneae; Eresidae. The record is from RefSeq and is a predicted model, not a curated record.